UCCGCGUCCAGCGAGCCGCGCGGGCCAUGGAGCCGGUGUCGCUGCAGGACUUCGUGUGCGCCCUGGACCCCGCUUCCCUCCCGCGCGUGCUGCGGGUCUGCUCGGGGGUCUACUUCCAGGGCUCCAUCUACGAGAUCUCUGGGAACGAGUGCUGCCUCUCCACAGGAGACUUGAUCAAGGUCACCCAUAUUCGCCUCCAAAAGGUGGUCUGUGAGAACCCGGGGACAGGCCAGACCACCGAGCUCGCUCCCAAUUUCCAGGGCCACUUCAGCCCCCUCACCGGCCGCCAGAGCUAUGGAACCCUGGAGGAGCUGGUCUAUGCUGCAACCCAGAGCUCCAAGUCACUGCCCAUUCACUUCAUGUCGACCCACAGAAUCGCCACCAAGGCCAGGGUGGUGCCUCAAAAGCAGCCCCUCAAGCUGGAGGCCGUGGAGAUGCACCAGGGGGCCUGCUGUGCCCGCUGUGUGCUGGACUCUGGGGCCCAGCAGGUCUUUCUGCACCUGCCCUUGUCCCAGCAGGGGCCCUUCUGGAAACUGGAGCCCGGGCCCCCUCGGACCCUGCUCCAGGUACUGCAGGACCCCACCAUGAGGGACACCCUCCUCACCUGCUCCGCCUUCCCCUGGCGCUCCCUGAUCUUGAAGCCCCAGUAUGAGGUCGAAGCCAUCAUGCACUUGCGCAGGACCGUCGUCAAGAUCCCCUCCACCCUGGAGGUCGACGUGGAGGACGUCACCGUCUCCUCGCAGCACAUUCACUUCAUACAACCGCUGCUGCUGAGCGAGGCCCUGGCCCGGGGAGGCCCCUUCCCCCUGGCCACAGAGAUCCUGGAAGUUCCGCAGGGGUCCCCCAACUUCCUCAGCCCGUGGCUGCGCUCCUUACAUAAGGGCCAGAGGCUCUGCCUCCGUGGCGUGGCUUCGCCGCCCUGGCGGUUCCUGGCCUCGACCAGGGGCCGGAAGGUGCCCAGACACUUCAUGAUCUCCGGGGCCUACCGGGGCAAGCUGCGGCGGCGGCCGAGAGAGUUCCCCACGGCCUACGACCUCCUGGGUGCUCUCCAGCCGGGCCAGCCGCUCCGGGUCGUGACCACAAAGGACUGUGAGGGAGAUGAGCUGGAGAACCUGGGGUUUGCGUCCCUGGCUGUGGGUGACAGGCUGGAGGUGCUGGGGUCUGGCCAGGCCCUUGGGCAACACGAGAGGGACCUAGAUGUCUUGGUGUGUCAGCGGCUAGGUGAGCAGACUGGGGAGGAAGAGGCUUGGGAGGAUGAAGAGGUGCAGGACCAAGAACAGAUUCUUUUGCCCCUCUACUUCUCUGGCGGCUUUGUGGAGGAGCUGAGCGAUGCCCGGCGCUACAGCCUGCAGGACCUGACUGCCCAGUUCUCACUGCCCUGUGAGGUCAAGGUGGUGGCCAAGGACCCCAGGCACCCCGCCGACCCUCUGCCCUCCUUCCCGGGCCUGCAGCUGGAAGAGAAGAUCCUGGAACCCUUCUUGGUGGUCAGCCUGGACUCCGACCCCGAGAUGUGCUUUGAGAUCCCUCCCCGGUGGCUGGACCUGACUGUCGUGGAGGUCGAGGAGCUGCCGGGCCAGCCAUCUGGGGCCCUCCCCACGGCCACAGUGGAGGAGCUGACGGAGGCCUUCUACUAUAGCCUGCGGAAGCUACCAGCCUUCGAGAGUCAAGCUCCCCCGCCCAGGCCGCCAAAGAGUAAGGGCCUCAGUGAGCAGAAGCAGCAGAUGCACAAGGAGAAAGGCUUCAAGUCCUCUCAAGUCUCAGAAUUGCAGGAACCACCUCUGCUGCCUAAACUCAGGACGAAGUCCUUGCCGAAGGUCACCCAGGACAGCUCUGAUUUAUACAGUGAGGUUCCUGGCCGCAAGAAGGGCCGCAGGACCGCUGUGCCCAUCACUGAAGAUUCAGAUGAUGAACACGAUUACGAAGAAAUACUUGAGCAGUUUUCGAAAACCCUCUAGGCGCGGGAGGAAGCUUACGUCCUAACUGCUGCUUCUCAGGGAAUCUGAGAUACCAGCUGACAGUUACAGGCUUUUAGAGGACCUUGGACAAGACCUCUCAGAAAUCAGACUGUGGACAAGGAAUGGCCGUCUGGGGACUGACUGGAAACCUGCACCAGCUCCCCGCAGUUCCAGGUUCCUGCCGCCCAGAGCUGGCUUCUCUGGGCCCAGCAUCUUGCAUUCGGCUCUCUCAGCCUCAGAGCUUUGGUAUCAAGUAGCCGACUGAGUUCUACUCAAUCCUGCAUCCGCAAUACCAGCCGCCCCACUAGUUAGUGCAGGAAUGAAUCCAAGAGACUGCCCACCUUGAUGCUGGCAGCACAGUGCCUCCUGCCUCUGGGGACUCAAUCCUGACCACACGCUGCAGUGGGAGUUUUUUUAAAACAUGUACCACCCCUGAUCCACUCUCGUCUCCCCCUCCCCAUCCCCGGCUCUGAGCCUCUGAGGGACCAGGACUGUCUUCCUCCACGAACAGCUAGAGGUGACUAUCCAGUAGUAUUUUAUAAAACCAGAGAGUAAAAAUUACAUCUGAGCUUCUAGAAGAAUGAUAAUCAUGAUCACUUAUUAAGUUGCAUCUGUGUGCCAGACUCUUUACAAGCCCUAUCUAAACUCUCAACUCUCUGAGGUAGACAAUGGCAGGAUUGUCAGCAGAGGACAGGAUAGACAAGUAGAUGGUAGGAGUCUCCAGCUGAGGUGGGAGCUGAAUCAAGGGUCCAGUUUCCACUCCUGGAUUCUAGGUAUUACACCUGAGUGUCCUUCCUUUGCCUGCUACCAUCCCUCCGGUGCUCUGGACCCAUGCCACACCCCAGCACGGAGCUCUCCAGGUGACCACUGCGUGGUGACUAUCGCUGCUGGGCCAGUCUCCAUCCAGUACCUGGCAUUCAUCCUUGUCUUCACGCCAGUUCCCAUGCCCUCCUCCGCAGACACAGUCUCUACUACACAGCGGACCCUGAGGAAGAGAGCACUCUGGGAAAAGCAGUAAGCAAAAAAUAGUUGCUCCUGGGUACAGAACCCCUAGGCGUCAGGACCACAUGCAAAAUGGCAAGUUUUCACCUUCAUGUCCGCACUGGAUUUUGGCACCAAACUGAGUAAGGUCACAAAAGGGAGGCAGAGGAGAGGACCACCAGUUUCCACAAAAGGGGAUUUCUGAGUGGCCAAAUGCUACCAUGAGGAGAAAGGCAGUGAUUUCCCAGCAGGAAAAGCUGGGCUUACAAGGAAAACAUGCUUGAAAACCACACUGAAUGUCUUACCAGAGCAACGGGGGCAGGCAGGGAACGGACCAAAGGCAGACACCACCCUCAGGGUGCUUGCGUCUUCUUCGCUCCAUGAUAAACCACAGGGCAGGGGGAGGGUAUUAUAAUGAGGUUAGAGUCCCCCCACCCCCCGGCUGAUCUCCAAAGUGAGCGCACAUGAUGACUGACUGGGAAACAAGAGAAUUACAGCUGACCCUGGAACAAGGGGGUUAGUGUGCUCACCACCCCCAGUCAAAAAAUCCUCAGAUAACUUUACAGCUGGUCCUCUGUACAUGCAGAUUCAACCAACUGUGGAUUGUGUAGUUAUGUACUUACUGAAAAAAAUCUGAGUAUAAGUGGACCCACACAGUUCAAACUGUGAUGUUCUGUAUUAGUAACCCUUCAUAUUUAUUUUUAAUAUCCUUUUUCAUUUUAAAUUUUUGAAUGUUUUAUAAUAUACAUAACAAACUAACAUAGUAACAGAUAUAAAUAACUGUUGAAUAAAGGAAUGUAACUUGGAGGUGCAUGCUC
Messenger RNA from Capra hircus (goat), 3754 nucleotides. RefSeq names its product thymocyte selection associated family member 2 (gene THEMIS2). Gene Ontology annotation, biological process: T cell receptor signaling pathway. Lineage: Eukaryota; Metazoa; Chordata; Mammalia; Artiodactyla; Bovidae. The transcript is spliced from 6 exons. The coding region runs from base 27 to 1955 and encodes 642 amino acids. The record is from RefSeq and is a predicted model, not a curated record.